AUGGGCAUCGGAUAUAGGCCUUGGAGGUCUUUGUCCCCGUCCAAGCACUCGGACUUGCAAGCCCAGCACAGAUCAAGGACAACAGCAGAGCCCAGCAGAGCCCAGUCCGUCCCAGCCCAGCCAUUGUUUGCCAGCCAGUUCAGUAGAGGCCCUUCACCCUGGCCUCGGCCGCAGGCAAAAGCGCAGACACGCCACUGCUUUCUAGCGCCUGAGCAGCCCAGCAAGCCCAGCCAAGGCCCGCUGCCGGAGAAGCUGGGAGACGAGAGCGAGAGACUGGACGCUGGAAGCCAAAAGAAUCAGAGCAAGCCUAAGCCACUGGACAGAGACUGGCGGUACCGGUGCAGUGCAGGGCAGAAGACAGCCAGCCCAGAGACCCAUACGGGGCUGUUUUGGACCUCGAUAUCCUACAUAGACCGUGUCGACCGCGAUAGAGCCAUUGUGUUUCUGCUCUUCAAUUUCUUUGUCCUCGACGUCGACUGUCGCUAUACCCCCCCGAACACCACCACUGACUUGACGCCCCGGUGCUCCGUACUCGCGCAAGACCAGCUUACAAACAAAGCAACCCGUCCUUCUAUCUCACCAGACCUUGAUUACCCCGUCUUACCCGCCUGCUACCGUUGCUGCUACGAUAUCCAAUAUCAGCUUCGACUUCGACAACCGACUCCGACCUCGACCUCGCCGCUGUGGGAGGGAGGCAUGUCGCCCCAGAUUAGAGACCUGCUGCUGCCGCAGUUGGCUCAGGAUCGCAAGAGCGGCGCCAUGGACGAGGGCGUCUCUCUCGAAGCAUGUGACCUUUCAUACGUCUACUAUACUACGAAUUCUUCGUCCUCCGACGUUGCCUCGCCCCUGACUCCCACCUUUUCCAAUCGAGGCGUUCCCCUGCGCUACUCCAGCUCAACCUCCUCUCUCGAGUUGCCGCAGAUCACCCCGCAAGAGGGGCCUGCUUCACCCGUGGCCCAGCAUGCCACGGCCUCCAAAUCCAGCAUCCGCCAGCUGCCUGAUGUCCAGGAAGAGCCUUUGGAACGAGAGGAGGAGCUGGAGGAAGAGGAGGAAUCCGACGAUGACCUGAGCGACAACCUUGGCAUGUACUGUCUAUGCGACCAGGCAUGCGAACACACCAAUACCUCCCAGGAGCUCCUGCACGGCGAGAUGGCGGGCGAGCUCGACAUUGACUACGAUCUCGGCUUUCUCAGCGACAGCGAUUUCUCCGGCGAUUCCCAGUAUCCCAAGAAGAAGCGUAUCAUGAGCGGCGAAUCGACCUUUACUGCCAUCACCUCUCGACUCGGCAACCGCUUCCCCAGCAUUGCGCGAUGGAAGUCUCAGCGAAAGGCAAACAGCAUCACGGGCCUCAUGACCUCGCCCACCACUGAGCGGAGCAUGGAAAACGUCUUGUCUGGAGCCGCUUCCAGCCGCUCGUCCUCCAUGUCCUCUCCCACUCGCCAGUUCCCCGUGCUUCUGGACGACUCGCCUAUGCCCCCGCCGGCCAUGCCAUUCUACGAGACGUACGAGAGCACCGACAGCCUGGACAUGCACUCGGGCGAGUUCAGCCGCGAGGAGCGGUCAGGCAUCGAGCGCGACAGGGCCAUGGCCACGACCCCCUUGCUGCCUCCGCUCAUGACCGACCCGCUCGGAAAGCCUCCGCAGCCCUCUCCCCUCCAGUCGCCCAGCAUUGCGCCGUCGUCGGCCGCCACGGAGGUCCACUCCCCUCGCGUUGUCCCGACUCCCCGGCAGUCUCUCGGCUCCAAGCCGUCCAUGUCGUCUCUCCGCCACGUCUCGGUCAUGACGGAGCUUCCACUGCCCCUGCCGCCGUCCAUCCUACAAGACCAGGACGAGUGGUCCGACCGCCUGGGCCACGCCAACUUUACUAUCACGCCCAUGCCUUAUGGCGUUGACGAGCUUACAGCCGAGUCUGUCACCAAGUUCUGCGACGACUGGGACGCCGCAAGGGUUGCUUACACCAAGCACCUGGUCCGCACCGGCGAGCACUACGGCCAGACGAGCAAGACGUACGGCAUGACGGAGGCCAAGUGGGCCGAGAUUGAGCGCAAGUGGAAGGGUUUCUACACAGACAUUGUGCGCCGUACCCAGCCAAUGACCACGGCCUCAGUCAUGUCUCGCAGCCGCAGCCGAGGCCGCGGACGUGGCCGCUCCGAGAGCGCCAACCCGUCCAGCAAGGCCCAGAGCCAGAACCGCCACGACGACAUCUACGCAGCCAUGCAGUGGCGGGGCAGGAGGGGCUGUUUGCCCAGCGCCGUCCCGCAGAUGCUGGAGGCCCUGGACGCCGAGGGCAAGUUCCCUGGCCGCGGUGACGAAGACAUUGUCGGGCCCAUGCAGCGGGAUGCCUACAUGGUGCGAGCCCGAAGCGAGGAGAAGACACCGCGAUUCUGGAAGAACCUUGCGGAAAAGCUACGCCUCUGA
Trichoderma breve is the source of this 2418-nucleotide messenger RNA. RefSeq lists its product as uncharacterized. The record is from RefSeq and is a predicted model, not a curated record. The transcript is spliced from 3 exons. NCBI's taxonomy places the organism in Eukaryota, Fungi, Ascomycota, Sordariomycetes, Hypocreales, Hypocreaceae. Bases 1 to 2418 code for a protein of 805 amino acids.